CGGAAGCGGACGACUGCGGGUCGGGUUCAAAGUCGUCUGUCCGCCAUGGACGAGGCAGAUCGGCAGCUCUUGCGACGGUGCCGGCUGCAACUGGUCUGCGAGCUGCAGGUGGCUGAGCUCUGGGACGCGCUGCUUAGCCGCGGGCUCUUCACGCCCGACAUGAUCGAAGAAAUCCAGGGAGCAGGCUCUGGAUCUCGGCGGGAUCAGGCCAGGCAGCUGAUCACAGAUCUAGAGACUCGAGGGAGACAGGCCCUUCCUUUGUUCAUCUCCUGCUUACAGGACACAGGCCAGGACAUGCUGGCUUCAUUCCUGAACACGAGUCGCCAAACAGCAGAGCAGAAUCUGGAAGCCAUCAGACCCCGGGACCUUGUGCCUGGACCAGUGGGCUUCAACCCGGAUGAGAUGAGAGUGGUUAAGCAGGAUCCAUCAAGGUCGACCAUGGGACGUCUGCCCACAGUGGUGCUGAGGCCUGACAAACUCAGACCAACUGAGCUCAGGCCAGAGGUUCUCAGACCACAGGUGCCCAGGCCAGUGACCACUGGCUCUGGAGAACUCCGUGAUGCCUGUGCUCCAAGAUGGGGAGGAAAGGCCAAUUUGGCAUACGUCCUGGAGGCUGACCCUUGUGGCUACUGCCUCAUUAUCAACAAUGUGAACUUCUGCCUCAAUUCGGGGCUCAGCUCCCGCACUGGCUCCGAUAUCGACUGUGAGAAGUUGCAACGACGCUUCCGCUCGCUGCAUUUCAUGGUGGAAGUGAAGUGUGACCUGACUGCCAAGGACAUGCUCCUGGCUCUAGGGGAGCUGGCGCAGCGGGACCAUGGAGCACUGGACUGCUGUGUGGUGGUCAUCCUCUCCCACGGCCAUCAGGCCAGUCACCGCCAGUUCCCGGGGGCCGUCUAUGGCACAGAUGGAUAUUCUGUGUCCAUCGAGAGAAUUGUGAACAUCUUCAAUGGCACCGGCUGCCCCAGCUUGGGAGGGAAGCCCAAGCUCUUUUUCAUCCAGGCCUGCGGUGGGGAGCAGAAAGACCAUGGAUUUGAGGUGGCCUCUGCUUCCUCCGAAGACUGGGCCUCUGGCAGUAACCCCGAGUCAGACGCCGCCCCGUUCCAGGAAGGCCCAGGGAGCUCCGACCAGCCAGACGCCGUGGCUAGUCUGCCCACACCCAGCGACAUCUUCGUGUCCUAUUCCACCUUCCCAGGUUUUGUCUCCUGGAGGGAUACCAGGAGUGGCUCCUGGUACAUCGAGAUCCUGGACGGUGUCUUGGAGCAGUGGGCUGACUCUGAAGACCUGCAGACUCUUCUGCUCAGGGUUGCCGAUGCUGUUUCAGAGAAAGGGAUUUACAAACAGAUGCCGGGUUAUUUUAAUUUCCUCCGGAAAAAACUUUUCUUUAAAACUUAAUGAGGCCCGGGCCCCACACCCUGCCUUACCUACAGCCCUAAACCUUUCUGCUCCGGGCCUGGACGUCGCUAUGACUGUGGCUGUCAUGCUUUGAAGGGUUUUCUAGCCUGUGGAGUGACUGUUCCUUCCCCAUGAGGGCAGACAGACUUCCAUAUUGGACGGGAAGGGCGGACGGGCAGUGGAGGAAGAGGAGCUGAAGGAUGCCGUGGACACCACGUGGCCCCUUCACCCACGGCUGGUUCCUUGGCUAGUGAACGAAGCCUGUGGCCCCUGUGCCUUCUAUUGUCAUUUGGGGCCAGAUGCUUCUCUGUGGUGGGAGGCUGUCCUGUGCACUGUGAGAUGCUGAGCAGCAUCCCUGGCCUCCACCCACUAGGUGCCAGAAGCAUUUUCCCAAGUUGUGACAACCAAAAAUGUCUCCAGAGAUCACCAAAUGUCCUCUGGGGGGCAACAUUGCCCCAGCUGGAAAGCCACUGAUUGCUGGGAAUGUUCGGCAAUAAAGAAACCAACAUCUCUUAGAUCCGCAGGCUUGGUGCUACUGGAGUCUGAACAGCUUUUAUCUGUGGAUUCUAAAUGAAGUUUUAAAAUUUGCUAAUUUUUCCUGUGUUGUAGUCUUAAAAAACAAAUCUUAGGUGACUAUGGACUCUUCUCUGCCCAUUCCCCUCCUUAUUUUGCUCACACUCUUCUUCCUUCCAAAGGUAACUUCUGCCGUUUUCAAAACAUUUCCCCGUUGCAUUUGAUUUGAAUACCACCCUAUCCUAGGAAGGUGGCAGGGGCGUGCACCCUGUGUUGAGGGAGCUUAAAUCACUUGUCCAGGGGAAUGUGGUUAACCAGUAGAGAGACCUGGCCAGAACCCAGAUCUUCUGAUUCGUGGCCUGUGCCUCCCAAGUGCCUGACUUGCUGAGGGACCCCGGUACUUCAGGGCAAUCCUGGGAUCCCAGGCCCCAUCCCUGAGGUCUUUUAGGCUGUCGUGACCCCAGCUUAUUUCUUGCUUUUAGGGCCCCUGGACAUUAGGAGGAGCCUUGGUGGUGCAGUGGUUAAGAUUCGUCUGGUAACCAAAAGGUUGCAGUUCGAAUCUACGACCUGCUCCUUGGAAACCUUAUG
Trichechus manatus latirostris (Florida manatee) is the source of this 2493-nucleotide messenger RNA. It is a transcript of the gene CASP9, whose product is annotated as caspase 9. The transcript is spliced from 9 exons. The record is from RefSeq and is a predicted model, not a curated record. NCBI's taxonomy places the organism in Eukaryota, Metazoa, Chordata, Mammalia, Sirenia, Trichechidae. Gene Ontology annotation, biological process: apoptotic process; proteolysis; positive regulation of neuron apoptotic process. Gene Ontology annotation, cellular component: cytoplasm. Bases 46 to 1392 code for a protein of 448 amino acids.